Molecule: messenger RNA, 366 nt
Organism: Phytophthora infestans T30-4
Lineage: Eukaryota; Oomycota; Peronosporomycetes; Peronosporales; Peronosporaceae
Exons: 3
Coding region: 1-366 (121 amino acids)
Source: RefSeq, a predicted model, not a curated record
AUGACACCAGCUCUAUACGAUUCCGUUAUCACCGAAGAGUGGGUGAAUCUGCAUCUGGAAACUUGUGGAGCGUUCCUCCUUCCAGUUAAUGGAGGCCCUCUUGGUCGAGCUGGAAUGGAUCGCUAUUCACUAUAUCGCAUGGGUAUGCCGAAAGACCUGGUGGAUCGCCUUUAUCGAGCGCUUUACGUGUACACGAAUGGCUUUCACAAUAUCAUCAACGAGAUCGCAGCUCAUUGUCCCCCACGCUUUGAAAAGCACGUGUCUUCCAACGCCUGGUUGACGUUUCUGCUACUCCUUGAGCAAUGUGAGAACGGCAAGUACGAGAUGGCAAUGCUCAACUUUAAACAAGCGGCAGAAAAAGAGUGA